Molecule: messenger RNA, 969 nt
Organism: Penicillium angulare
Lineage: Eukaryota; Fungi; Ascomycota; Eurotiomycetes; Eurotiales; Aspergillaceae
Exons: 5
Coding region: 1-969 (322 amino acids)
Source: RefSeq, a predicted model, not a curated record
AUGCAAAACACGGAUUCCGAGCACAAGCGGCAUUCGCAACCCAAAUACUUCUGCUUUGAGGAAAGGACUGAGGCAUCGCAGGUAGGAAAUGAUGGGGGAUACACCGGGAUUGAGCUGGGAAAUCAACGAUUGGAUGCUCUUACUACUAUUGAGAGCUUCUUGGUGAAUAAGGGGGAUCCAUGCAAAGAAACUUUGAAUGUUCGUGCUAUAAUGGAUGCUUAUCGUUCUUGUGCUCUGGUAUUAGAUGGUCAGGCAACAUACUGGGGUGGUGGAAAGCUCCUGGAAGGACCGAAGACAUUUUCUUGGGAUUAUUUUCGGAGACUAAAUACGGUGGAGAAAAGAGCCGGUGGAGGAUUCUGGGUGGAGGGGGUGUUUGGCCCUAUGCCGCAGUCUAUCAAGCGUACUUAUAAGUCAGCUCCAGCUUUCAAAGAAGGCUUUGAAUUGGACCAUGUUGUUCGCUUUAGAUCCGAGGAAGCACAUAACGAAACCAACGCCCCCGAAUUCGAAGUGCGAUUUGUCGACGACACAGGCGCCGAUACAAUGAUGAUAUUCCGCGACGAUGUCCAACGGUUGAUGGGCAACCAAGCAACAAAGGACGACUGGCCAUGGGACCACAUGAUGGAAUUCGACCUAGUAAUACCUUCCGGACUCCAAAAAUUCGCCGUUCUAGUCAUAGCAGUCGAGGUUAAUAUGUAUAAUAAGCGUCCCGAGGAACUAGGACACCGUAUCCUCAUGCGUGAAUUAUGGACCAUAGUCCGGUGCGAAGUGAUGUUCGAACACGACUCUGUGGAUCAGAACGGUCGACGAAGGGAACGGCUGAAUGGACCUUGGCUACGAUCGUCGCUUUUCACGGCAACUGCACCCACGGACCGGAAGAGAUUGUUUGUUAGUACUAAUAAGAGGGAGUUGUGGGCGAAAUCGAUGCGCCGGCUGUUGACUCGGCGGAUGCAUUACCGCCUGCUUUUGUGA